AUGGCGGCACUGUUCGCCCUUUUCCUGACUUUGCUGGCCGCAAGAUGGAGUCUUGCGGUGUCGGCCAGCACGACUCACUCAUUUUCAAAUACAACCAAGCUUGAAUAUUAUCCCCAGCCGCCGCCGCCGUACAUGGUGGACAACCAGCACAACUACUACCAUACAGCGCCCGACAAGGGCAAGCAGGAUGGCCCGGUUUGGGCUUACUCGGGGAGCCUGGACGGGUACUUGACCAAUCUUCGGAGCGGUGUCGUCCUGCGCGGCGGUCACGCCGGGUCCAACAGCAUCCAGCGGACGAAAUUCGACUCCGCCAACAAAAAACGGCAGUCGUCGUCCAACUUCUGGCUUACCAGCCUAGGACCUCUGGGAACGCAGCCGCAUGCCGGCGGAGACAGCUACCAGUUCUUCCGCAACGUCGUGGACGACUUCGGCGCCGACAACACGGGAGAGUCGGACGCGACCGAAGCCCUCAACGCGGCGUCGGCCAGCUGGAACAAGGACUCGGUGGGUGGAUCGCGGGAGCGAUGCGGCAAGGACUGCGGCAACACGUUCUCGCAGGGCGCCAUCGUCUUCUUCCCGGGGGGCACCUACAAGAUCUGCACCCCCGUGAUCCAGUACUACUACACCCAGUUCGUCGGGGACCCGAACGACAUGCCCGUCAUCAAGGGCUGCGACAAGUUCAGGGGCAUCGCCCUAAUCGACGUGGAUCCCUACAAGCCCGGCGAGUCCGGGGCCCAGUGGUAUAUCAACCAAAACCAGUUCUUCCGCCAGAUCCGGAACUUCCGCUUCGAUCUCACCGAGAUGCCCCUGUCGACGGAAGAUAAUGACCAGCCCCUCGUGCCGACGGGCAUCCACUGGCAGGUGGCCCAGGCCACGUCGCUGCAGAACCUAGUGUUCGAGAUGCCCACUACGAGCACCACGACCCACGUCGGCAUCUUUUCGGAAAACGGCAGCGGCGGCUUUGUGUCCGAUCUUGAAUUUAACGGCGGGAACAUCGGCUGGCGCGCCGGCUCGCAGCAGUAUACGGCGCGGAACCUGGUCUUCAACCAGUGUAACACGGCCGUGCAGAUGGUCUGGGACUGGGGCUGGAACUGGCAGCAGAUCACUGUGAACGGCGGUUCCAUCGCCUUUAAUAUUUCCGGGGUGGGCGGCGAUACGGGCCAGGGCAUCGGUAGCGUGUCCAUUAUCGAUUCCACCAUCAGCAACGUCGAGGUUGGCGUUCUGACAAACAACCUCGCUACCUCGCCCAACAUCGUUCUCGACAACACCAGGUUCGAGAACGUGGCAAACCCGGUCAAGGCCGAGGGCGGCAGCAACUUGCUGUCGGGGAACUCGGAUCUGUGGGCCACGGGCAGACGAUAUAAUGGCUCCGAAGGCUCCAUGGAGACAGGCGCCGUAACAGCCCCGGGGAGGGGCAAGGGCCUGAAUGAUCCCGAUGGCAAGUUGUACGUGCGCUCUCGACCGCAGUACGAGGGGCAUAGCGUCGGGUCGUUUCUGAUUGCGACCACGGAUGGUGGAUGUCAGAACGACGCUACCGGCGACCAGGCGUCUUGCAUCAACUCCUUUCUCCGCCGUGCCUUGGACGAGGGCAAAAUCGCCUACUUCCCAGCCGGCGUCUACGCCGUAGGAUCCACGGUAAACAUCCCGACCGGCUCCAUAGUGCAGGGCUCUCUCUGGUCACAGAUCCUGGGAUCCGGCUUCUACUUUAGUGAUAUGAAGAACCCCAAGGUUAUGGUCCAGGUUGGCAACAAAGGUGACAUCGGCGAGAUGCAGAUCACUGAGAUGCUAUUCUCGGUACGCGGCGCUACGGCCGGCGCCAUCCUGAUGGAGUGGAACGUAGCAGCCGCGUCGCAGGGCGCGGCGGCCAUGUGGGACUCUCACUUCCGCGUCGGCGGGGCAAUAGGUACCGAUCUCGACCUCAGCAAAUGUCCCAAGUUCAGCAACAACGCCGACUGCAUCGCCGCCUCGCUCCUCUUCCGCGUAACGUCCCAGGCAAACGGGUACUUUGAGAAUGUAUGGGCGUGGGUGGCCGACCACGACAACGACGCCUCCAUCGUCAACAAGCCCGACUCCAGCUCGACGCAGAUCUCCAUCUUCGGCGCCCGCGGCAUGCUUAUCGAGUCCGAGGGCCCGUCAUGGUUCUACGGCGGUGGCUCCGAACACUGCGUACUGUACAAUUAUCUCAUCAGCGGGGCCGAGAGCGUGUAUAUGGGCCAUAUUCAGACCGAGUCGCCCUAUUACCAGCCCAACCCUCACCCGCCCGAGCCUUUCCGCGCCGCCGCCUCGCUCGCCGGCUUUCCCAACGACCCGGACUUUAGCGAGUGCGAAGUAGCGCCGGACGUGUGGGAUGACCGAUGCAACUAUGCCUGGGGCAUGCGCAUCAUUGACUCCAAAGAUGUCAUGAUCCACUCGGCCGGGUUGUACAGCUUCUUCAACGAGUAUUAUCAGGACUGUGUACCUACCAACAACUGCCAGGACCACAUCUUAGAGGUCAAGGGCUCGACCGGCGUCGUCAUCUACAACCUGUUUACUGUGGCAACCGUGAACAUAGCCAGUGGCAUCGACAAGACGGAAGUCCCACAGGAUGAAAACCAGCGGGGGUUUACCACCGAGGUCAGCGUGUGGGUGCCGCUUCCCGGGUCUGACAACGUCGACAAAGUGUGGGUUGGCACCGAGAUCUGGACCGCGACCACGGUGAGCUGCCCUGUCCAGACCCGUGCCUGCAUGCUGAUUCUUCCAACGAGCUCGUUGGGGUCGACAACCACAAUCCGACCCAGCAGCUUCACGACCUCACUGGAGUAUGGAGGUAUCUCGAGCACCACCAUUGGCGACGUUCCGACAACCGUCUUCGUCACCUCCACCACCACCGUGACCCUCUCGCUGCCCCCCAUUACCACGGACGGGAUUCCCUUCUCCAACGUGAAUGUGACGGGGUCGGGAGAAACAGUCAUUGUCGCUUAUCCUAGUGUGGAAGUCCCACCCGUUGUUGUCACGUUGCCGGACGGGGAGGGCGGCGAGACGACUCGAAUCGUUUCUCUUCCACCUUGGCCCCUGAUCGACGGAGGUCCCUCAACCAUAUUCACAGACCCAGGCACCCUGCCAUCCCCCUCCGACGGGGAACUUCCCACUAGCACGACGUACUUCACUCCCGUCCGUAGCACCAUCACGGUGACCAGCGCCACGUGCUCACAUUCCUCGGGCCCGCCACGGCCGGGGCCGCCACCCAUCAACAUCAUCCACCCACCGCCCGGCGUCACGAUCCGCGGAACGCUGCCGCCUUGGCCGCGCAUCACCAUCGGGCGGGAUCACCGCAUCACGACCGAGUCGGAGCCAGAUGAUUGCGAGACCCAGACGGCCGAAGCUUGUACUACCACCGACUUCGUGUCGGACGGCACGACGACGUCUUCGACUACGCUGUGCGAGACCAUCACCGGCUGCUCCCUCAGCGUCGAAGACUCGUCCACCGCCGUCUUCGGCAGCCAGACCGCCGCGCCCAUCGGCGCUUUCAAUGAUGAGUCGUGGGCGACCAUGACGCUCGGCGACGAUUACACUAACUCGGUCUUCGCCGCCCUCGAGUCCCGCCUGGCCAGAGAGGAGGCCAGCGGCGGCGGCACCACCCUGUCCUUCACCCCCGGCCCCACUGCGGGGCCGACGUGUGGCGGCGGCGACACCACGGCCUGCGGCGGCACCAUCUGCUCCGGCUACUGGUGCACUCCGGACCCGACGGGCCCGCCACCGGGGUUCAAGGACCCGAAAGACCCGAAUUCCAAGGACUACUCGGCGCCAACGACCACCAUCGGGACAACGACGACGGACGACAAACCGCCGCCGACCAACGACCCCGUGACGCCGCUAACGCGCGGCCCCAUCAACUGCUUCAACGAGGACGACUUCCCGGGCCACGCCGACCUCCAGUCGGGCGACCAGGAUGAUUUCUCCGAGGAGUUCAGCAACCUGCGGACCCAGAUGGGCGACAACGACCUGCUCGGGCCGGACGACCCGCCGGUCAGACUGCGCCGUGUAGACACGCACGGGGUCAACUACGAUUUCUCUUGCAGCUGGGUUCCGGGGUGCAAGACCACUGUUGAAAAGCAGAGUUUCGGGUUCCCAAUCGGGUCGCCUAGCGCCAUCACGGCCUACUUGCUCGUUCGGGAGGAUUUUACCAAGUGCAACAAUGGAGGUGUUGGUGGCUCGUGCCAGGCUGGAUGCCUAUUGUACACAUUUGAGGGCGGGCGAGGCGGUUUGCCCGAUGUCUGCAACGCCUUCGACUUGUCCUUGGAUCGGGUCGCAACGCCAGUAUAG
This is a messenger RNA of Scedosporium apiospermum, 4302 nucleotides long. RefSeq lists its product as uncharacterized. The record is from RefSeq and is a predicted model, not a curated record. The transcript is spliced from 5 exons. Bases 1 to 4302 code for a protein of 1433 amino acids. NCBI's taxonomy places the organism in Eukaryota, Fungi, Ascomycota, Sordariomycetes, Microascales, Microascaceae. Gene Ontology annotation, molecular function: polygalacturonase activity.